AGCUACUCUUCCCGUUUUGAAUCGUUUUGUUGGUUCAGAAUCCGAAUACAAUAAAGUGCUUAGGCCAGCGUCGCUCCAUGAUCUUUGUGAUUCGUACGUAUGUACCACCUCAAUGGCCAAAACAACUAAAAUUAGAAGAUCCAAAAGUCUACAACUAGCAACCACUGACGUGCGUUCGUUCAAUCGAAUGGAUGUUUUUCUAUAUGACUUACCAGCGACAAGAGCAAGACUGUAGGAAUGUAGCAUUUUUACACAGCAUUAUACACUAGCGACUUGAAAUAGGCUUUCCAUUUGCGGCGCUUGCUAUAACGAGUAUGUUAAGACGAUACGAUUAUCAGGUGUGCGACGCAUGAACCCCGCCUCCUGCAAGAACGCAUUUUAUGACGCAGCAGCUGCCAGGUUGACUAUGAAGCUGCAUUUGAACGCCGGGCUGCACGACCUUCCUUCCUUCCAGAAGCAGAACGCUACUGCUGUGGUUUUCUUAUAAGCGGCCGCCCGUUUUGUUCAUUAAUCAUCCCGAGCUCCAAACGCCAUGUCGGCGAUUUCCCUGCGGUGCGAGCUGGAAGCGGGUGGGGCCGACUUUGACGCGGUGGUGGCCCGGCAUGAGAAGUUCCUGGAGGCCCUGGCGACGCAGCAGCCGGCCGCUCGGUGGUGCCCCAGCUCCGCCAGCCUGUGCGUGACCAAGCGCCGCAAGCUGCGGGCGGCCGACCUGCGCGAAGAGCUGCAGCUCCCCUCCGAAGACCACGUGUACGACCUCUUUCACUGUUACCAGCAACACAAACUCACGCAGCAGUGGCACCGGUCCGAGAUCAACACGAGGGAACUGGACGAGGAGGACGUGGCGUCGUUUGACCUGUACGACCAAAUGAUACAGAGCUUGUCCACCCCCGCGGAGGGAGGAUCUACUUCUACAGCAUCUUCACAGGCGGCCCCGGCGCAAAUAAUCACCUCGUCCACUGGCGCAACAAUAAAUAAGUCGAGAAUUAUACAGCAGAACCAGCAGCGGGAAUUGCACUCUUUAGCCCCGGAGGAGUACCACCGGCAGCUGCUGCAGGAACUCCGCUACUUCCUCCACGCCGAGCGCGUUGCAGUGCUGCAGACGUUUGCGCUGCUGGUUGGCGAGUUCGCGAACAUCUCCACGGCUGCGUCCGCGAAGGCCGCACGAACCAGCGGGACGAGCUCCUCCUCGAGCAGUAGCAGCAGUAGGCUCCGAGCAAGCGUGAAUAACAACUCCUCG
Amoebophrya sp. A120 is the source of this 1237-nucleotide messenger RNA. The record is from the annotation of a GenBank genome assembly. Lineage: Eukaryota; Dinophyceae; Syndiniales; Amoebophryaceae.